CUCUGCUUUCGCUGAUUAUAAUCUAUCUAUCUUCUCCACCUGUGACUUAAGCCCUUAACUCACUCUCUCUCUCCCUCUCUCAUUAGAUCAUGGUCUGUCCUAUAAAAUGCAUUUCUCGUGUUUUUCGUGGUUUUUUGGUUAGAAGUUCUGAUUUUUACUCUGGUUGCUUGAUUCUUGUUGUUUUGUGAAGUUGCGGGAUCUUUCUUGGUUUAGGGGGCCUGCCCUUUGAGUUUAUCGGUUUGAAGGAUUUGGAUUUUCUUGAAGACUUGGGGUCAACAAUUCAUGUGUUCUUGCUCUUUGCUUCCAGUUUCAAGCCACAAGAAUUGUUCUUUUGAGGUGGGCUGAUUGGAGUAGUUUCAGUGUUUUAUUUGCCAUCUUUGUUAAGCUAAGGAAUUUUUCAUUUGGGCUGAUGAGCAUUCCUGGAGAUGAGGUUGUUUGAAUUAGGUGGUGGAACACCCCAUAUUUGGAGGAAGUGGGAUUUUAUCAGUUAAUACUGAGAAAGAGGGGAAUGAAAGGUGGCAAAGACGAUGGAAAGCCAAUGGAUCCUCUGUUUCCUAGGUUGCAUAUUAAUGAUGCAGAUAAAGGAGGGCCCAGGCCACCUCCAAGGAACAAAAUGGCUCUUUGUGAACAGUAUAAUGUGCAUCCUCAAAGUUCAAAACUCCGGUCUGGACCGAUACCAAUGCUGCCUCUUCCACCUAGCAACGGUUGUAGUAGCUUUGUUUCGCAAGCAUCCUCCAGCAAUGUUGGUAUUGCAAAGCGGAAAGUACCUCCUACAUCUGGUAGCAUGCUCGGAUCUGCUAACUUGACGGAGAGAUAUUAUUCGUAUUGUUCUGGUGGAGUAAUCUCAAAUGCUCCACUGACUAAUUCUGAACCAUGGAUGUCGGCACCUGCAAAUUAUCAAAAUCCUUAUGGUUCAGCGAAUUUAAUGACGAAACCAGAGUGUAACUUGGUUCAACCACGUGGUUUUUCCAACUAUAAUAACUAUUGCACACAAAAUCCAGGAGAUGGAAGCGAUAUUAUGGUCCCAUCUUUUCUUCAAUCAGGGAAAGCUCUUAAUUAUGGGAAUCUUCAGCUGCAUCCCGACAAAGGAAAACUCCCAACCUUUAGCUCAAUCUCUUCACACGAACUCCAUGAUGCUUGCUUAAAACUGGCAAAGGAGACAAGAAGUGGAGAUCAGGCAACAGAACAUCACAAAAAUCUUGCUGAAAGAAACAGUAGAUUGUCUCAUAAUAAUGAUAACUGUUCUGAGAGGCCUCUUCUUAUUUCAUCGAUAGGUGACCAAGUUUCAUCUGAAAAAAAAAUCUCUGAGGUGGCUACCAGUACACUUCAACCUAACCAGCACAAGAAGAUUAGCUUCGGAGACGAACGAAGCACAUUACGUGACCCUUAUACCCAGCCACGUCGACAGUGUAAAAUCCUGCCAAGAAUGAAGACCGUCACUGAUGUUACAUCUGGAACGCCUGAAACAGCUACGAGAAAAAGAUGCGCUUCUGUGAUGGACGACUCAUCACACUCCUCUCCACGACUUGGAGACUGUAAUGAACCGACUAAGAUUGAGUUGAUCAACGAGUUCUCCGAAGAUAAGGAUUGUCUGGCAUCGCAAGUGGGAAAUGCUGACAAAAAGCAAAAUACUUCAGAAACUUCCAUGGAAGACUCUGUACCAGGUCUGGAUUUAACUCCUGAGGAUGUUGCAAGCGUUAUUGGUCAGAGACUAUUCUGGAAAGCAAGAAAAACAAUUGUCCAUCAGCAGAGAAUAUUUUCAUUGCAGAUAUUCGAGUUGCAUAGACUGAUCAAGGUGCAGAGAGUUAUAGCUGGAUCACCGGAAACGUUACAUGAAAACAACUUCCAUCCCAACAAAUCGUCUAUUCAAUUUCCUCCAAUAAAUAAGUUGCUUUACGUGACUCCUCUGGACCCAUUGCCGGCUGUUGCUAAACCAAAAGCAGAUGCCUUGAAGUCUAAUCUGGGUAAGGAUUGUGGGGCAGAGGCUGUAAGCGGAAUGCUGCCGUUGCCUACAAGCAUUGCUGAAAUUGGACGUCUUCCUCAGCAGUUAAUUCCAAAGCCUUUACCAACACCAGCACCUAUUCCCACUGAUGCUAAAUUAGCACCUUGGUCUUUCCAACCACCACCUGGAAAUCAAUGGUUGGUUCCUGUAAAAUCUCCGUCGGAGGGACUAAUUUACAAGCCAUAUACAGGUCCUUGUUUUCCACCAGUUGGCUUCAUGGCACCGGUUUAUGGAAAUUGCACGCCUAUUAGUUUAAGCAUGAUGGGUGGAACGACUUAUGGAGUUCCAGCUCCUAACGAGCAAGGGAUAGGACAUUUUUACGGCACUUCUCUUGGUCAAAGUUACUUUCAACCUUAUCCCAUGCCACUGAUAAAUGCAAGUGGUUCGAACCCUGAAGUCGAGCAGAUGAUCUCAUCUGCCAGAGUUCAGCUAGCUGAACCUGAUAAAGACUCAUCAACAAGCAACGCCAACUUUGUCGUACCAUGUCAAAGCCCUUGCAAAGCUUCGAGCCAGCAGAGUGCAGUUGUUUCCGGUUGUGGUGGAAAUUUGCAUCUGCACAAAGGAAGUGAUGGGCAAUGCAGCAGCGCAACUAGUCCUGCAGAACGAUUGGAAGGGGAAGCUCUCUCCCUUUUUCCAACCACGCCGUCAAGUCAGGCUUUAAGAGAUCAAAGCAAGGUAAAAGUGAUCAAAGUUGUGCCUCACAACCGUAAGUCGGCACCCGAAUCAGCUGCACGCAUUUUCCAGUCUAUACAAGAAGAAAGGAAGAAACAUGAGUAACUUUCAUCACUUUUCUUCCUAUACCUCACAUGUUUUAUAAGUAAUCCUGUUGAUAGUCUAUUUACUGUAUAUACACACACACACAUAGUAGUUCAAAAGAGGGAUAUGUUUCCACUCAGGUGAUGACAUGUCCUAAUACAUGGAAAUCUUCUUCCAAGUUUCAAUAACUUUUCUUAUACAAUAGUGACCAAAUGUUGCCAAGACUGUUUGAUUCUUCUUUACACACGUUUCCGAGGUCUCUAAUGUUUGAUGUGUUUGAUUUAUUCAUUCUACUUAAGUCUUUCUUACUCUUAAGUGCUUGUAGGUUACCUUUUAAGCUGUGUAGUCCAUGGCGCGCCUCUCGCGCCAUUCAGGUGUUGCCCAGGCACGCGCGAGGCACGCCUUUGUCAAAAAGGGCCUGGGUAGCCUGGGCCCAUCAAAUAAAAAAAAAAAAAAAACCCUAAUAAUUAAGGGAAU
Sesamum indicum (sesame) is the source of this 3235-nucleotide messenger RNA. The record is from RefSeq and is a predicted model, not a curated record. NCBI's taxonomy places the organism in Eukaryota, Viridiplantae, Streptophyta, Magnoliopsida, Lamiales, Pedaliaceae.